Messenger RNA from Suhomyces tanzawaensis NRRL Y-17324, 2739 nucleotides. RefSeq names its product Chs6p (gene CHS6). Gene Ontology annotation, biological process: Golgi to plasma membrane transport. Gene Ontology annotation, molecular function: protein binding. Lineage: Eukaryota; Fungi; Ascomycota; Pichiomycetes; Serinales; Debaryomycetaceae. The record is from RefSeq and is a predicted model, not a curated record. Bases 1 to 2739 code for a protein of 912 amino acids. Gene Ontology annotation, cellular component: exomer complex. The transcript has a single exon.
AUGACCGAAGCCAGACCAAAGCUGUUCUCGUCGCUCCCCUUCAUUCUAACGCCAAACGUGUCGUCGUCAUCCAUUCCCACCAUCAACUAUGAUUCCUCCCGAAAGUCACCAUUCACGGUGUUUCCCAGCAUCAGAGAGACCAACUACGGUGAAAGCUUGGGGUUGAGGGCCAAAUUCCAGGAGAAGGUGGGCUCGAGUCCAGGCUACGACCCCUCAGGUUCGCCAGACCUUAUCCACUGGGGCAAGUACUUUGGCACCACCUCCAAUACCUACAACCAGAACGACUUUACCAAACAGACCGCCUCCGAAAGUGGCUCGGGGUACCAGAAACACGACGACGGAUACAUCGGCUUCUACCACUAUGCUAAUGGGAUCAGCUUCGACUACUUGCAGGAAGAUAUCGAGGAAUACAUCCUCCAGUUGAUCGGCAUAGAGGUGGUGGAUGACAAGUACCAGUUCAAAAAAUCGGAAUUGGCCAGCGAAAGGUACGUGCAUUCGAAGAGGGAGAUGGUCAUCACGUACUGCUCCUAUAACAUAUUCAACAAGUCCGACUUCAGAGCUCGGUUCGUGGUCCAUAUGAAUAGUUCCCUCAAGAGUACCCCUGUCCAAAUAGACAAAUCCUAUCAAGUGAUCCCCAACCCUUCAGGCUCUGCCCCAGGUAGCCACAGAAAGACCUUGCUUUAUAACCAUCACACCAUCAAGCAAUUGCCUCUGAGCUACUGGGACGAAUUGAAGGCCUCGCAUUUGAUCCGAUUGUUUCACCAAGUGGACAAUCCAGCAAGCCAGUUGACUGGUUUGGUCAAUUACUCCAAUUUCAUAGACUCCAAGGCCAAGUUGAAGCAUUCAGUUCGUCUUUUGGCCAAAUUCUUGAACAAGGGACAUUUGUGUGGAAGCAAUCUCUCUUACGGCUUGCCCACCAUUUGUGGGAACAAAGGGGACCAAAGCAAAAAAACUAAUCAUUAUCGGAACAACCUUGUAAAUACCUUGAUAAGAUUAGUACAGUUGGAUUUGAGUGGAGCUGUCAAUCAAUACGCCAUUGAUGAAAUACGGGCAAUUUAUCCCAAUUGUGAUUUUGAUUAUGUGAUUUUAAAACUUUUAAAGGUUCAGAAUAAUACAAAUGUGGAGAAGCAAUACCUCGAAGUGAUCCAUCGCCAUUUGCUUACAAACUCUAUGUACACAACUCAGCUGGGACUUAUUUUGAUAGAACAAGUCAAGUUUUUGAUAACGAAGGAAGCUUAUGACCAGGCACUACUUAUUGCUAAGAAAUGUGUUCAAAUCUUGCCAUUAGAUUUUGAGUGUUGGUUCAACUUAACCUUGUGUUAUAUUUUGAUCAAAGACUAUGAAAAUGCAUUACUCAUGAUGAAUUCGUUACCUGUGAUAAUCAAUCCCAAGCAGGAUUUUGCGGACUUAGACGAGAUAUCCGGUACCAAGGAUUUAUUCAUGUCUACGUUUGUGCAUAGACUAAACAACGUCAAUGAGGAAACCAUUUCGGACAAGUCGUUCAAGAGCUAUUUUCCAUUACCUCAAGUUCCUGUUGAAAAUUACUCCUCCAGUAGAACCAGAAACAAAGAUGUCAAGAUUUCAGGCGAGGAUAUGAUUUAUGAAGGUUCAAUAAAGAAGAUGUGGUGCGAUACUCCUUUAUUUACCCCGUAUUUGAGACAUCCAAUCAAUGGAAACUACUUUUAUCAAUCCCCAUUGAUUAAUUGCUCUGCUAGAGAAAUUUCUUCAGUUGAUCCUCAGCUAAUUAAAUUAACAGGUCCCUCGUCAGUAAAAGGCUUGUUUACCUCACAAUCGUCGGGGUCUUUGGGAUUCUCAAUAUUGGAUUUCAAUAGAAAAUCUACUUGGGGAAGAUGUUACGAUUUAUUAUCAUACUUUGUGGCCACUGUUGGAUGGGAUACCAUAGUGGGUCUUAAAGAAAAGGUGUUUACAACGGACUUAAAGACAAGCGAUGGGGAAUUCGUGGUAAAUAAUGGACAAGAGAAUUCGCCCAAACCCUCCGUAUAUUGUGAAAAGUGGCUAGAGCAAUUGUUUCUCAUCAUCUACGAGGAUUUAAGAACAAUCAUGGUUAUCUCCUCAAAUGACAAGCAGCAACAGCAUAGUGCAUUAGAGUGGGAAAUGUUGGGGUUGUUGGGGUGGGGUGUCAAGUACAAUCUUGAGGAAUCGAUUAGUUCGCUCAUCACUAGUGUCAUGGGUACUUCUGUGGAAGGAGGCUUUGACUAUUUUGGGACUGUUCAACUUUUGGAAAUCUAUGACGAGUUCAUAUUGAGUGAGACUACUGGAUCAAGAAUAGAAUUGUUCAAUGAUGAUUAUGAUUUGAAAUUCUUCAGUAACAAAUUGAUUUUGAAGCUGUCAUCCAACUAUUUUGAGCCAUUCGUACAAACUUUGGAGACCAAAUACCUUUCUUUGGAAUUUGUGAUGCUCCACUUAAUGAAACUUAUUAGUUGGGAUUUGAGAUGGUACAACUAUACUCCCAACUACUUGGUGACCAAGAUUCUCACCAAAUUGAUAAUCAAAUACGAUCUGAUCUUCGUUAGUACGGGAUUCAGAGUAGUGUUUGAAAACAAUAAAAAGAGUGUCAAAGCUCCCAAGAAGAAAUUUAACUCCAUGAACUUCUUCAGUUAUUUGAGUGGAACUUCCAAGACGAAGCUGGAAGAAAACUUUGAGUUUGUUGACGAAGAUACCAUUUUCGAUUACAUUGAGCGUUUAAUCAGAUGGAUCGAGAGUUUGCGGGAGGAAUAG